Molecule: messenger RNA, 4507 nt
Organism: Ipomoea triloba (trilobed morning glory)
Lineage: Eukaryota; Viridiplantae; Streptophyta; Magnoliopsida; Solanales; Convolvulaceae
Product: DEAD-box ATP-dependent RNA helicase FANCM
Exons: 23
Coding region: 154-4299 (1381 amino acids)
Biological process (GO): interstrand cross-link repair; double-strand break repair via synthesis-dependent strand annealing; replication fork reversal
Molecular function (GO): 3'-5' DNA helicase activity; ATP binding; four-way junction DNA binding
Source: RefSeq, a predicted model, not a curated record
GGCGAUAUAUCGGGUCUCCGUUCCGUAAUUGACAUCCAAACGGAAUAUAAUUUUGUGCAGUGGCGUUUAAAGUUGCCUCCCUCCCGCUCUCCCUGCCUGGGCAAAACCCAUCGGUUUCCUUCUCAAGGAAUUUUCCGCACUGCAAUUUUCACCAUGGCUUCAUCAUCAGCUCCUUUCCAGAUAAUUGACGACGAUGAUGAUUUUGACUGGGAAGCAGCUGUGAGGGAGAUCGACGUGGCUUGUGAGGCCACAGCCGCUGCCGCUGCCGUGAAUGUGCCUUUCUCUUCUUCUUCUUCUGCCGGUGCUUCAACUUCGAAUUAUGCCCCAAUCAAGCAAACGCAUCAAAAGCUCAAUGGUGCUCCUGCUAGGCAGUCUACGCUGGAUAAAUUUAUGGGCUUUUCGUCAAAAGUGAAGAACGCGGAACCCGCACCCCACAAUUCGAACGGCUUUGGAGAUAUAAAUGAGAAUGAUUUUGAUAAUGAUGAGAGUGAUGACAAAGGUUGCUGCGUUCCAAUUGAUAUUGAGGCUGCAAAAACUUGGAUUUAUCCAGCGAAUCUUCCUUGUCGGGAUUAUCAAUUCUCAAUCACAAGGACUGCACUGUUUUCCAAUACUUUAGUGGCAUUACCUACCGGGCUUGGAAAAACCUUCAUUGCUGCUGUUGUAAUGUAUAAUUAUUUCAGGUGGUUUCCAGAAGGAAAAAUUGUUUUUGCAGCUCCUUCUCGGCCCCUUGUUAUGCAACAGAUUGAGGCAUGCCAUAACAUUGUAGACAUACCACAGGAAUAUACAAUUGAUCUGACCGGUCAAACAAAUCCUACUAGAAGAGCAAGCUUGUGGAAAGAAAAACGAGUUUUCUUUGUUACUCCACAAGUGCUGGAGAAGGACAUCCUUUCUGGUACAUGUAUGGUGAAACAUCUUGUUUGCUUGGUGAUUGAUGAAGCUCAUCGUGCUACUGGAAAUUACUCUUAUUGUGUAGUGGUUCGCGAGUUGAUGGCUGUUCCUAUACAACUCAGAAUACUGGCAUUAAGUGCAACACCUGGAUCUAAACAACAGGCAGUUCAGAAUAUUAUUGAUAAUUUACAAAUAUCCACACUAGAAUACCGAAAUGAAGGUGAUCCUGAUGUGCUCCCUUAUGUGCAUGACCGAAAGAUACAACUCAUAAAGGUUCCCAUGGGAAAAGAUGCUGUUGAAAUUAAUAAUCUGCUUUCGGAUGUAAUACGCCCAUUUGCUGCUCGGCUUUCUGCAUUAGGAGUACUUCAGAAUAGAGAUUAUCUGGCAUUCAGCCCAUGUGAUAUACUUAAUUCACGGGACAAGUUUCAUAGAGAUCCCCCCAGAGACCUGCCGCAUACGAAGUAUGGUGAAAUUGAAGGAUACUUUGCAGUUCUGUUGACACUUUAUCAUACACGAAAGUUACUCUCGAGCCAUGGAAUAAAAUAUGCAUUUGAGAUGGCUAAUGACAAGCUGCAACAGGGGGCAUCUGGUAGGCUAUUGAGUAGAAAUGAAACUCUUUUGAAAGCAAAACUUCUAAUGCAGAAAACUGUAGAUCAUGGGGCUCCUAGUCCCAAACUAUCAAAAAUGCUGGAAAUACUAAGUGAUCACUUUAAAAUGAAUGAUCCUAACAACUCAAGGGUUAUCAUUUUCUCAAAUUAUAGAGGAAGCGUCAGGGACAUAUUGGAUGAAUUAGCAAACAUAGGACCAUCUGUUAAAGCAACUGAGUUCAUUGGCCAAAGCUCAGGCAAAGCAUCAAAGGGACAGUCACAAAAAGUACAACAGGCUGUUCUUGAGAAAUUUCGAGCUGGCGUGUACAAUGUCAUUGUUGCAACCUCAAUUGCAGAAGAAGGUCUGGAUAUAAUGGAAGUUGAUCUGGUCAUAUGUUUUGAUUCUAAUGUCUCCCCUUUGAGAAUGACUCAGCGCAUGGGGAGGACAGGAAGGAAACAUGACGGACGAGUUGUAGUUUUAGCUUUUGAAGGAUCAGAAUUAAAAGGUUAUCUGCGAAAACAAGCGAACAGCAAGAAUUUGAAAAAGAUCAUGUGGAAUGGAGGAAUGAAUAGCUUUAAUUUUCAUCCCAGUCCAAGGAUGAUUCCACAUGUUAUCAGACCAGAAGUUCAGCAUGUUAAGCUUUUGAUUGAAACAUUUGUUCCUCGUGGCAAGAAAGCAAAAGGCGCUCACCCUGUUCAAAUUCCUACACUGGAAAACAAACUCAGUGACAAUGAAAUAGACUUGCUCGCAAAAUAUUUCAACUCAAGUGGAGAGAGUUUGUCGAAGCCAUCAUUAAUUGCAUACCGUCAUUUCCAGGCCUUUCCAUCUAGAGUGCACAGAGUAUCACAUUCAUUUAGAACAGAGAUGCUAAUAGAUGCAAUGCAGCAUUUGGAAGGGUUAGCAUUUUCCAGUUAUGCCAAAGCUUCAAGUGAGGUUGAAACGCCUGGAAAUCUGUGCAUGAGAGUUGAAGCUGCAGAAACAUAUGAAAAUGGUGAAGAAGAUUUGGAGACAUUUGGCUGCUCAUCAGAAGAGGAUUGCGAGAGAGAAUUAUCAGAGAAUGAUAAAGAUCCAGCGAAAACAACAGUUGAAGUGAUAAAUUCUGUGAAGGAAUUUACAGGGAAGAAUUCCCACACCCAUCUCUCUCUAUUUGACUCAGAGCUUGUGACUGUUGAUGAUCUAGGAAAUGUCCUAGUCUCACCAGUUCCACGACUUUCUUCCAAAGAAGCUCCGGAGUCUAAAUGUGUGGGUGUUGACUUGAUGGCUAUGAUGAAGCUUCCAAAGGAAGAUGUUUGUGACCUUAUGGAUUCAGAUGAUCUUAUCCAUGAAAAGACUAUGAAAUUUAAAGGAGUGUUUGAUGAUCUUGGGGAGAGAGUGGAAGAGAAUGUUCAGGCAUCCAGAUUCUGCAAUAUGGAUGAAUGGCAAGAAGAAGUGUUUCAGUCAGACAGAGUUCUUCAAACUCCAGUUUGCAAGGUAAAAUCAAAAGAUAGUAGAACUGCGGAGGAUCCUGAAGCAAUACUAGAUAAUACAGAUAUUAAAAAAUUGAGCAAUGACUCUGAAGAUGUGGCAGCACUUAGUCCACGACUAACUAACUUUAUCUUGAGUGGCGUUGUUCCGGAAUCUCCCUUAAACAGUCCAGAUAGAGAAAAAGACGAAGGACAGAAGCUGAAUUCAGACGACUUAAUGGGAUCCUUGCAAAAGAGUAAUCAGGCUGUCCAUUACAGUACUACCAUUGGGGAAAAUGUUCUGCGUUCACAAAUCAAUGAAACAUUCACUCCUUUACAAAGAAGGGAUAAAAAUGGAGAAAGGGAGGCAUCAAGAGAUUCAAGGUCUUCCCUUCCAAAUUUUUAUGGUAAUCAAAGUCCUUUUGAAAAACUGUCGAGCCCAAGCUGUAGCAAAGACUGGUAUCUGGAAUCUCAACACAAGUCAGAAAGAGUUGGACAAAAGCAAUUUAGAAGAUUGCGCAAGCUAGGUGAUGUUUGCAGAAAAACCUCUCUAGAAUGCAACGAGCAAACCACUAUUUCUCCAAAAAGACUGGCAGGCUCUUGUUUUACCAGCAACCAAACUGUAAAUAAGAAACGCAGAGGUGAGAUGAAGCAAGUAAAAGAUGCUAGGGCAUUCAUUGAAGUGGAAGCCGAGGUGUCUUCAGAUGGCUUGGUAUCUGAUGAUGAGGAAGAAGAGGACUGUAAUUCAUAUGAUGAUAGUUUCAUUGAUGACAGGAUAAAUCUUACUGCAGCAGACACUCAAGCUGACUCCAGUAGAAUGGACAUGAUGGCAAUUUACAGACGAUCUUUACUUACUCAAUCACCAAUGGCGCAAUUGCCAAAAGCUUCCACUCAUCAAACUCCAGAUUCUAUGGCUCCAAGAAGCAUAACAAAUGUAACUAUGAGCUCUUCAGGAACAGAAUAUCACCCAACACCCCAGGCUGGCUUAGAGUCUUCAACUAGACGUUCAGAAGCAACGCCAUGUGCAACCACAUGUCCUUUAGAAGAGAAAGAGAGCAAGAUCGAAAACAGAAAACGAAAAGCUAGCUCUUGCGAGACUAGCCCUCUACCUGCACGGAAUUUGGAGAAUGAUUUCUUGCUUCAGCCAGAAACCGGAGGAGGCAGAAGCUCACCCCUUCCAGUUCAAGAGCGUAAGAACGAAGAUAUGGUUUUAUUUGAUGAUGAUGAUGAUGAAUUUUUUCGAGGUAUUGAUCUUGAUGCAGUGGAAGAAGAAGCUGCAAGAAUACUUAGGCAUAAAUCACAAAACCAAGCCACUUCAAUACCAAUUCCUCGAAAUAUUGAUCUUUUCAGUGAUGCUCCUUCAUUUGAUCUUGGAAUUUAGUUUUGUGGACUAGUGUUAACAUUUCUCUACUCACCUGUACAUAAAUUAAUUUUCAGGGUAUUAUUAUUUAAUGGAUUAAAGUGACAAAUGUGUCACUUAACAACAAAGGAACUGUGAAUUGUAAAGAAAUGAAAAUUUUUGCAUCAUUAUAGGGUUAGUCAAUGCCUUUCAUCAGUCCUAAUAAAAGUAUGAAGCCAUUUUUUGUUCU